This is a messenger RNA of Lycium barbarum (goji berry), 3052 nucleotides long. Its product is annotated as magnesium transporter MRS2-5. Gene Ontology annotation, molecular function: magnesium ion transmembrane transporter activity. The transcript is spliced from 7 exons. The record is from RefSeq and is a predicted model, not a curated record. Gene Ontology annotation, biological process: transmembrane transport; magnesium ion transport. Gene Ontology annotation, cellular component: membrane. NCBI's taxonomy places the organism in Eukaryota, Viridiplantae, Streptophyta, Magnoliopsida, Solanales, Solanaceae. The coding region runs from base 1737 to 2993 and encodes 418 amino acids.
AGGGUAGUAUGCUGUUAAUUUUGAGUAUCAAGAUUCAAACUUUGUGCUUUUUGUUUUUCAUAGUUUAUUGUUCUCUUUAUUUGAGCUGGUAGCUUACAGGGUUCUUUGUGAGAUAGAAAAAUAAAUUGCUUACUGGUUUAUGGAUUUUAACAUGAUUAUUGAUUAGUUGUGGAAUUGUGUUGUGUGUAAAGAUUUUAUUUUUGUGAUGUUGGAGUUGAGUUUCCAUGCUAAUUUUUGAGGUGUCAGAGGUUGGCUAUAGCAGGAGUUAGGACUUAGGGGAGGUAGAGGUAGGCCGCAGAAGAAUUUGGGGGAGGUGAUUAGACAGGACAUGACAGAGCUCCAGUUGACUGAGGACAUGAACUUGGAUAGGAAGGUGUGGAGGUCGAGGAUUAGGGUAGAUGGUUAGUAGGUAAUACAGUGUUAUCGUACUUUUAAUUGUAUGAUUUAGGGUAGUAGUGUAGUUUCUUUUUCGCUAAUGUGUAUUGAUAUCUGUUGCUAUAUUUGUUUUGUACAUUUGCUAUUUUGUUGUCCCUUGUUCUUUCCUACGUUUCUGCAUCGGUUACAUUUCUUUUGAGCUGAGGGUCUACCGGAAAAAAGCCUCUCUAUCCCAUAAAGGUAGAGGUAAGGUUUGCGUACAUCUUACCCUCCCCAGACUCCACUUGUGAGAUUACACUGGGUAUGUUGUUGUUGUCGGUUACAUGAAAACUGAGUGCGAGUAGCGUGAUUAUGUUACUAUUGCCAGAUUUCAAUGCCAUAGGACGAAUGGUAGUUUUCUAUUCAAAAUAGAAAGUAAGUCAAAUUUGUCUAAAUACUAGGCCUAAAAUGUGACCCCGAGUAUGCUGGCCCUUCUGUCAAAACUACUUUGGAAAGAGAUACUGUUGAUUCCGUAUCAGACCAUCCAUAGCAGUAAUAUAUAUAAGUUGACCAUAAUAAGUGCUCGAUUUAAAUAAAUGGCUCCACAUUUUAUUUACUUGCAAGCUUGCAUUCAUUUGAUGCUUGUGAUACCUUCUUAUUGUGGAAUUAGGGUUGGAUCAAGAACUCACUUUAGUGCUUGAAUAAUUUUACUAAUUGCAAGUUAUAACCUCCUGUUUGGAUAUCUUCUAUCUCUUCCUUUUUCUGAGUGCUUAAAGAUCUUUUUUGAUGUUUGAACUGAGUUUCCAUGUUACUUUUGAUUUGGGGUUGCAUGAAGGGGACUUGCAUUUCAUAUUAUACUUGCAACACGCCUUCUUAUAGUGGAAUUGGGAUUUGGAAUAGGAGCAUACAAUAAUGCUUGGGUAAACUAGUGCAGUUGAAGAUCUCCUCUUUAGAUAUCCUCCAUUUCUUAUUUUGCAGCAGCCUAUGAAACCAUGAUAUCAGACUCCUUUUGUUAAUUCCUAAUUCUGAAUAUGCAUGAAUGCAAAUGAUAAGGAAGAUUGAUGUUGAAAUAGGGCUUUGCAUGUCCCUAAUUUUGGCCUAUGCUUAGACUUAAGGAAAUUAUUUUGAUGAGGAUCGUAAAAGGGUGAAAAUCAAGGAGUAAAGCUUUCUGAUGAGGAGUGGACCAAUGGCCACGUGUUAGUCUCAUUUUCUAGGGCAGUAAGAUAUGACACUAAAAAGGUUAUAAGAGCCAUACAAAAGAAGAGCUACCACUAUUCCUUGCCCUAACACUCGGCUAAAAGCAACAGGCUGCAGUUCGAAUAAGAGUACUAGUAACUGAUCAAUGCUGAAAUUUUUGUUUCUGAGAUUUGUUACAGAAGAAAAUGGCAGAAGAAACUGGUGUAUCUGUUUUUACAGAUAUUCCAGAAUCUACGUCUACUAGGUUGAAUACAGAUGUACAGGCAAAUAGCAACUUUCAUGGGUCUGGUCUACCUGGUCUUAAGAGGAGAGGCCAAGGUCAUGGGAGUCGCUCUUGGAUAAAGAUUGACGAGCAUGGAGAUUCAAAGAUUUUGGAAUUGGAUAAGGCUACUGUUAUGAGACAUUGUGCUUUGCCAGCUAGGGAUCUCCGUCUUUUGGACCCGAAGUUUAUCUAUCCUUCCACAAUAUUAGGGCGAGAGCAAGCUAUUGUGGUAAACCUUGAGCAGAUCAGAUGUGUCAUUACAGCUGAGGAGGUUAUACUGAUGAAUUCUUUGGAUGCUUGUGUACUGCAAUACGAGUCUGAAUUGCGUAAACGCCUUCAGACAAAUAAAGAUCAGCCGGAUGGUCUUCCUUUCGAGUUUAGAGCCCUUGAGCUAGCUUUGGAGCUAACUUGCUUGUCACUUGAUGCUCAGGCGAAAGAAUUAGAACUGGAGGUAUACCCCGUGCUUGAUGAACUAGCUUCAUCUAUUAACACUCUAAAUCUGGAACGAGUUCGUAGAUUGAAAGGUCAGCUGCUUGCCUUGACUCAGCGAGUCCAAAAGGUAUGUGAUGAAAUAGAACAUCUAAUGGAUGAUGAUGGUGACAUGGCUGAGAUGUACUUAACAGAGAAGAAACAGAGGAAGGAGGAUUUUCUUAAUAAUGAUUUAUAUGAUCAAGCGGAUAUAUUUGGAAAAAUUAGAGGAGCACCAAGAUCUGCUCCAGUCUCACCUGUAUCAUCAACUACUGGGGUGCAGAAGUUGCAACGGGCAUUCAGUAAUUUGAGCUCAAGCAAACAUGGAAGUGUUUCAGCUUCAUCUAAUGGUCAAGAAAAUAUUGAUCAGCUUGAAAUGUUGCUUGAAGCAUAUUUUGUGGUCAUUGACAGCGCUCUGAACAAGUUGUCUUCACUUAAAGAAUAUAUUGAUGAUACAGAGGAUCUGAUCAAUAUAAAACUUGGCAAUGUCCAGAAUCAGCUAAUACAAUUUGAGUUGCUACUGACAGCUGCCACUUUUGUGGCAGCAAUUUUUGCUAUGGUGACUGCAGUAUUUGGGAUGAACUUGAAAACUACAGUUUUUAACGAUCCAGAUGGGUUUAACUGGACUCUUAUCAUCACUGGACUCUUUUGUUUGGUCGUAUACAUUGCUUUCUUGAUUUACUUUAAGCAUAAGAAACUCUUUCCACUGUAAACAAUCUUAACAUCUAUAAUGAAGGUGGAGUGGAAAUGCCACGAUCAUUUGAUUCUUCA